Molecule: messenger RNA, 1302 nt
Organism: Filobasidium floriforme
Lineage: Eukaryota; Fungi; Basidiomycota; Tremellomycetes; Filobasidiales; Filobasidiaceae
Exons: 4
Coding region: 1-1302 (433 amino acids)
Source: RefSeq, a predicted model, not a curated record
AUGUCUAGGACUCCCUCUGACUUUCAAACCCCUCCGAACGGGCCGUCUGGGUCCUCCUCGCAGGGCGUACCAGCGUACGGAACCCCUGCAGCCCAACAGCCACGGUUCCCGAUGACCCUGCCGCCAACGCCGUCGAUGAACGGUAGUAUGGGUCCUCCGUCGUCCGUUUCGUCGAUAUCGCGAGCCGUAGCACCUAGUUCGCAAGAGGAACGUUUCAGACACCUCUCCACCCCUUCACCGUUUACGUCGACCCAGCAGCGAGUUGAAACGAGGUACGAUCGACCGUUUGAAGGUAGCGAAGGCGAUAUACGCGAUUGGAGGUCGACGUCGGUGAUUUCGCAAGUUCCGAACGGCUACGGUAUCGGAUUUGGUGCUCCAGCGCCUUCCCCGAGUCAGGCAGAACCUGCUAGUAGUUCCCUGCAAUUCAACGCCAAGUGGUUGGAAGCCGACGAUCGACUGAUGACGGAAAUCCUGGUGAAAGCGGUUCAAAACGGUACGGCUGGCGAUAACGGCUUCAACGAGAAGACGUGGGGUGAGGUGGCGACUGCGGUGAAUGCGAUAAGGUCUCAGGGUGGCGAGAAGAACAUCAAGUCGUGUAUGAGCCGUUAUCAAAAGUUGCGUUCCGACUACUUCGAGCCGCUGUACAAGCUUGCAACCGACUCUGGCUUAGGCUGGGAUCCUGUGAACGGAUGGGCUACGGCUCCUGAACAGGUCUGGGAGGAUUUCCGAACGUCUACGAAGUGGGACCUAUACGACCUCUUCUCCAUCACUCAGAUCGGUCGUUGUGCGACUGGGGCUCACGUAGCGACCCCUCAUAAACAAACACCUCGUGGAGCCAAAAACAAAGCGAAAAACAAGAGAAAAACGGUCGAGAGGGAAGACGACGCUGACGACGACGACGAGGGUGGUUCUGAGGCCGAAACGAGCCAAACAACACCGUCGAAGGCCCCCAAAUCGAGGAAAAAACGGUCUCGCACCUCUGCUUAUGCCGAUUCGAACGAUUCGUUGACGUUAAUUCAUCAGGAGAUGGCUACGCUCAACGAACAGGCCUCUCAGGCUGCGUCGGCUCAUCGUUUGACGUUCGAGAAGGUCACCGAGGCUGCAGCGAUACUGAAACUCGAUCACGUCGACCGGAACCGUUUGAACUAUUACUUCAUCAAACGACCUCUCGAGGCGACGGCCUUCCUCUCUGUACCCGACGACUUCCUCGAAUUCUAUGUGGAACGCAUACUAGAACAGGAAAGAGAGAGGGAGAUGGGGGUAGAACGUCGCCAACGUCGACAAACGGAGGGUGUUUGGUAG